UUUGCGCAAUUGUAUUCGUUCGCGCAACGAAUACAACAUGUAUCAACUGUAUUCGUUCGCUUAACGAAUACAACCAAGGCAAAAUACAUGAGUGUAUACACUACAGUGUAUCGACUGUAUUCGUUCGUGCAAUGAAUAUAACCAAAGCGAAAUAAUACAGAAAAAUAACAUGCUCUCGUUGAGAGUGGAACUCAAACCUCCACUUACUAAGAGGGUGGUUUAACCAACAGAGCUAUUGUUUCAGUUCAAAACAAUUGAUCUCUUAUUUCAGUACUGCAUGUGAAUUAUCUAUAAAUUCAAUUAUAGCUAUGAAUAAUAAUUUUCUGAAAGUAUAGCUACAGUGUAUAUGUUUGUUGUGUCGCUUAAUUUUUCCAAGAAUUAUAGACUAACAUGUUUAAACUUGAACCAGCUAGGCGAGUAACUAAAAAAUGGAUGAAUUUUGCCACCUCUAAUUCUUCCUACUAUACUUCAGGGGAACAUGUGGAGAUCAUAUGGUUUUUGGGUUCUUCUAACUCUACUACCAAUAGCUUUGGGGUAUAACCAAAGUUUUCUCAGAGAUAUUGGAAUUAUAUGGUUUCUUUGUAGACUUUGUAGUGAUAGAUCGAGUCAAAUCAAGUGAAUGCAUAACUUAGGCAUUAAAUCUGCUCCUGAAUGAAGUGUGUGCAAUCUCAUGCCGACCUUGGAGAUCAGAUUCAAAUUCCAACUAAGACGAAAAACGUUAGGUGAGUUUUCUUCAAAUAUGCCUAAGCCUUAGUGGACGAAGAUAUUUGAUACCUAUGCUAGUGAGGGAUAGAAACAAUCCAGUGGAAUAGUUGAGCCUUUGAGGUGCAGACAAACAGACUCGAACACCAGCAUUUUGUUACAAAAGGAAAAAAGAAGUUUGAGCUUUCUUUAGAAUAGUCUUCUAUUGAUAGUAUAAUGGAUGCGGUGGUUGUUCAGUUCAUUCUGUAAGUCUCGAAAUCCCAUUCCUUUGGGUCCUCCUUCUUUGUUUUUUCCUUCAAGUUGUCAAUGCUGAAAUUUCCAAGUCAACAAACGUCUUAAAGGGGUUAGAUGUAAAUGUAUGGUGAAGAAAAAGAGCAAGAAGAGAGUAUGCUCAAAUACAGAGAUAACUGUUUACUCUCUGCUUCUUUCCUUGCAUCAGUUUUAAAUAUCUUAUAUCAAAUUAAUAUUAGUGCAAGAAUUGAGAAUGAUGGCUGUAGCUUCUUGGUCUGCUUUAUUCAUUUUCUAUCAGUUUCGAAUCUUUAAUUCUGUUCAAGCUGAGAAUCAAUCCCGAGAUAGCUGCCCCGAGGAAUUUGAUUGUGGGAUCCUUGGAAAUGUGAGGUUUCCUUUUUCUGUAUCAUCAGAACCUGCUUGUGGUUUGUACACCAUAUAUUGUGAUGCUGCUCCAUAUCCAAUAAUUCGUUUGGAAGGAAAUGUUUACACUGCUCUGGAUCAACGGUUGUAUGACAAUAGUUUUCAAGUUUUUGAUCUUAGGUUUUAAUGACUUAUUGGAAAAACACAGUUGCAAUUCUUUUGAUAAAAGUCUAUCUUUUCCAAGUUCUCUUCCAUCUCGUUUAGAACCAAGGAACGCAAUCUUACCUUGUUCAGAUGCAACAACAGUCUAGACAUCAACAGGAGCACGAAUGAUCACAACUUUCACUACUAUCAGAACUAUACUAAAUGUAGAGGCUUAAGCAUUUACUACAAGUAUCCGAACACAUUGCGGGAAGGCGACUAGGAUGCACCAGAGGGAGAUAUUCCUGAUAACUGUUCACUGGUUCAGUUACCAAUUAAAUGGAGGUCACAGUUAAGUCAAAAUAGUAGCUUGUUUGAUCUCUUAACUGCGAAUUUUACAAUUCAGUGGAGCCUGUCUGAUGAUUGUAGUAAGUGUUAUAAUCAAGGAGGUCGAUGUUUAACUGACAGCAACAACAAUUUUCCUUGUUACUCCAAUCCCAAAGCCACAGCUUCUUCUAUUGGUGGACUCGCGAUUCUGGUUAUCCUACUCCUGUACUUAAGAACAAAAUGCUCCCUUAACUCCAUGACUUUCUUGAAGAAAAAAGGAGAGGAUUACAGAAAUGUAAAGGACUUCCUUAAGAACUGUGGAUCACUCGCUCCAAGAAACUACAGUUAUGCUGAAGUCAAAAAAAUGACCGGGUAUUUCAAAGAUAAACUUGGCCAAGGAGGCUAUGGUUGUGUGUACAAGGGAAAGUUGCAUAACGGCAGUCUUGUGGCAGUCAAGGUUUUGAAGGAAUCGAAGGGCGGGGGAGAAGAGUUUAUCAACGAGGUGGCAAGUAUCAGCAGGACUUCUCACAUUAAUAUUGUAUCACUUGUGGGAUUUUGUUGUGAGGGUCAAAACAGAGCUCUAAUCUAUGAUUUCAUGCUCAAUGGAUCCCUUGAGAAGUUCAUUUACGACGCAAAAUCAGGGACGAGUCGUCAACUAGGAUGGCAAACAUUAUACAAUAUUACACUUGGUAUUGCUAGAGGAUUGGAGUAUUUGCAUCUCGGUUGCAAUACUCGAAUCCUGCACUUCGAUAUAAAGCCUCACAACAUUCUUCUGGAUGAAAACUUCUGCCCAAAAAUAUCUGAUUUUGGCCUUGCAAAACUAUGUAACAAGAAGGAAAGCAUUGUAUCUUUAUUGGGGGCAAGAGGAACUAUUGGAUACAUCGCGCCAGAAAUUGUGUGUAAAAACAUUGGAGGAGUUUCUCACAAGUCAGAUGUGUACAGCUACGGUAUGAUGGUCCUCGAGAUGGUUGGAGGAAGGAAAAAUGUUGAUGUUGCUGUUGACCGUACAAGUGAAAUAUACUUUCCGCACUGGAUUUACACACAAAUUGAACAAAAGGAAGAGCUUGGAUUAACUGGCAUUGCGAAGGAAGAGGACAACAAACUUGCAGAAAAGAUGAUACCGGUAAGCCUAUGGUGUAUCCAAACCGAUCCGGCCAGGCGACCAUCGAUCAGUAUGGUUAUAGAGAUGUUACAAGGUGAACUCGGAUCUUUGCAAAUGCCUCCUAAGCCUUUUUUGUAUUCUCCUUCAAGGUCAGACAGAAACAUGCCUAAUGUUGAGUUGUCCCACAUCGGAGGGAUUUGAGGUCCUUGGUCUCCUUAUAUAGCUUGGACAAUCCUCACCUCAUAAGCUAGCUUUUGGGGUUGAGUUAGGCCCAAGGUCCAUUCUUAUCACCUGCUACUACUAAUAUGGUUUAGGAUUGGACCGGUUUAUGUUUGAUUAUGAUCUAGACUUAUCAAAACUUGGCGGAAACUAAGCAUGCAUGAUUUUGAAUUAUCUUGAUAUUAGAUAGCCCUACUUUUGGUGA
Nicotiana attenuata is the source of this 3287-nucleotide messenger RNA. RefSeq names its product rust resistance kinase Lr10-like. The record is from RefSeq and is a predicted model, not a curated record. Gene Ontology annotation, molecular function: ATP binding; protein kinase activity. The transcript is spliced from 2 exons. Gene Ontology annotation, biological process: protein phosphorylation. NCBI's taxonomy places the organism in Eukaryota, Viridiplantae, Streptophyta, Magnoliopsida, Solanales, Solanaceae. Bases 2018 to 3064 code for a protein of 348 amino acids.